Acipenser ruthenus (sterlet) is the source of this 2511-nucleotide messenger RNA. RefSeq names its product 4-galactosyl-N-acetylglucosaminide 3-alpha-L-fucosyltransferase 9-like. Gene Ontology annotation, cellular component: membrane. The record is from RefSeq and is a predicted model, not a curated record. NCBI's taxonomy places the organism in Eukaryota, Metazoa, Chordata, Actinopteri, Acipenseriformes, Acipenseridae. Gene Ontology annotation, molecular function: alpha-(1->3)-fucosyltransferase activity. The transcript has 3 exons. Bases 534 to 1616 code for a protein of 360 amino acids.
UGACAAGAAAACGCCACUUCCUGCUAGACACACACAUUGCAGUGCUUUUGGGUUUGGGACCAACUGUUUCUGCUCUAGACAUAUCUGCAGCAAGAAAAUACCACAAGCAGAGAAAACAAACCCAGAACAUGAACGGGUUCUGCAUGCUCGUCACUCAGCCUUUUCUUGAAAGAAUUUCUGAAAAGCGCCGAGCUCUGGAUCUAUUUCAAUUGAUGUCAAUCCUACUCCAGGACGGAAGGAGCAUGCUCCAGUCUGCAUCCUUGAAGCAGUCUGAAAAGAUCCAACGGUGAAAGGUCAAGAAAUCCUGAGCAGACUUCUAAUCGGUUUGGACAACCUCUGGACAACCUAUGGUCUAUCCAGAGACUUACAUUAUUUAAACAAUUAUUACGGUUCACUUGUAAAUUUACCCACACACUAACAAAGUGAGACACAGAGUUUUAUUUUGAGAGAGUAAAUACUGUGGCCUGAUUAAUUUCUUCUCCACACUUGAUUGGCCUUCAGAUUCCAAAGAAGUUCAAAGGAGCUCACGACAAAUGAUGACAUCUUCACCCGUCAAAGGAAUUUUACGCCCUGUGCUCUAUGCUGUCAUCUUCCUGGGUUGCGUUGUGACUUUAAUAAUACUGUAUGUCAAUCCAUCCAAUAGCUGGAUCUCCGGUCCCAUGGAGUCAGCAACCUCUGUGUUCAAGAUAAAAAAACUGUUCUCAUCAAAAAAUGAGGCAUUGGAAAAUCAAACAAUUGUGCUCAUUUGGCUCUGGCCAUUUGGACAGACCUUUGAGUUGAAUUCCUGCAGCUCUCUAUUUAACAUUCAAGGUUGUCUCUUAACAGUGGAUAGGAGCAUAUAUAACAAGUCUCAUGCAGUCCUUAUCCACCACAGAGACAUCAGCUCGGACAUCUCCAAUGUACCACAAUCCGUACGACCCUCAUUCCAGAAGUGGGUAUGGAUGAACCUCGAAUCACCAACCCACACUUCACAAACGUCUGGUCUCGAGCAUCUGUUCAACCUGACUUUAACUUACAGACGGGACGCUGACAUUCAAGUGCCUUAUGGAUCCCUGAUUGGAAACCAGGAGCCUAUGGAGUUUGUUCUACCCAUUAAAAACAAAAUGGCCUGUUGGGUUGUGAGCAACUGGAACCCUGACCAUGCUAGAGUGAAGUACUACAAUGAGCUGGACAAGCACAUCGAAAUCCACACCUAUGGCAAGGCCUUUGGCGAGUACUUGGAUGACUUGAUUUCCACUGUUUCCACUUGUAAAUUUUAUCUGUCCUUUGAGAAUUCCAUCCACAAGGACUACAUCACAGAGAAGUUGUAUAAUGCUCUGCAGGCAGGGUCUGUACCAAUCGUCCUGGGGCCCUCAAGAGAGAACUAUGAGAAUUAUAUCCCUGGUGAUGCGUUUAUUCACGUGGAAGAUUUCCUUUCACCAAGAGACCUGGCGGAUUACCUUAUAGCCCUGGAUAAAAACGAGGAUUUGUACCUCCAGUACUUCACCUGGAGGAAACACUUUUCAGUGAGGAUGGCAAAGUUUUGGGAGGAGCACGCUUGUCUCACCUGUGAUCAUAUUAGAAGACACCAGGAGUACAAGUCACUUCCUAAUCUUAAAACAUGGUUUUGGGAAUAAAACUGUACAUUACAGGGCCCUAUUCAAAAAGAUUUAACUCAUGAAUGCUUUGAUGAUAUAAUGAUUGUUUGAUACGUGUGAUAUGUUGUUAAUGUCCUUAACAACAGUCUGGAACAUUUUAUUCAAUUCAUAAAAACAGACUUUAUAAAAAAUAAAAAUAAAAUAAAAUUAUAUAUAUAUAUAUAUAUAUAUAUAUAAAUGCAAGCAAUUCGCAAAUAUUUAUGUAUAUAGAUACAUAUAUAUAUAUUAGGCCUGUCACUCGAUUACAAAUUUUGAACGGUUUGUGGGCAUUAGUUGAUUCAUCGGUAGAUUCAUCUGUGCACAUUUUUAAUAAAGGUAGCGAUCUUAUAGCAGCUGUCCUGCAUAGUAAUAACAAAAAAACAAUAGAAUCUAAAAAAACAAAAAAACAAUAGGAAUUUGGUCUUUUUAAAAGCAUUUUUAUUAUUAUUUUUAUUUUAGUAAAUGUAACAUUUUCACAGAACAACCACUCUUUCCGGCCACUGUCAGUCACAUGCCUGAAAACACAAGACAGCUGAGCUGCGUUUCCAUUGUCGGGUGUUUCAUCUACCAUUACAGCUGCAUACCUGGCUUCCUCUACUUCUGCUUUUAUUCAUUCUGAAUCUUGUUAGAGACACCCGAUAAUACUGUGGCUCUUGACAAGUGAUUGCUUAACAUGCUGUCUUAGAAAUCAGAGAAAGUAAUUCCACAUAAUUACCUUUAUUUGCGGAAUUGGUGCCCUCAUCGUGCCCUCUGAAUGUCAGUUAUUGCUUAUCUCUAUAAUAUUAGCAAUAUCGUGUGAAAUUCAGCUAUUCUUAAAUCGCGCACCUUAGCAUAUUUACAGUGCCUUGCGAAAGUAUUCGGCCCCCUUGAACUUUGCGACCUUUUGCCACAUUUC